UUCCGGGCCGCAGUCUAGGGCAGCUACGUGUGUUGUCAUAGCGACCAUUUUGCGUUAACUGGUUGGUAGCUUCUAGCCUGGGGGAUGAGCGACUGCGCGCCAGCGCUUCCCCUACUCCCACUCGGCUCCCUGUGGCCCCAAGGCCUAAGCGGGCUCCGGCGGUCUGGCCUAGGGGUCCCCGUGGCCCCUUUGGGGCGGGAUGGCUACGGAAGAAGAGGACGAGGUGGAGUGGGUGGUGGAGAGCAUCGCAGGGUUCCUGCGAGGCCCGGAUUGGUCCAUCCCCAUCUUGGACUUUGUGGAGCAGAAAUGUGAAGUUUUUGAUGAUGAAGAAGAAAGCAAAUUGACCUACACAGAGAUUCAUCAGGAAUACAAAGAACUAGUUGAAAAGCUGUUAGAAAGUUACCUCAAAGAAAUUGGAAUUAAUGAAGAUCAAUUUCAAGAAGCAUGCACUUCUCCUCUUGCGAAGACCCAUACAUCACAGGCCAUUUUGCAACCUGUGUUGGCAGCAGAAGAUUUUACUAUCUUUAAAGCAAUGAUGGUCCAGAAAAACAUUGAAAUGCAGCUGCAAGCCAUUCGCAUAAUUCAAGAGAGAAAUGGUGUAUUACCUGAAUGCUUAACGGAUGGCUCUGAUGUGGUCAGUGACCUUGAACAGGAAGAGAUGAAAAUCCUGAGGGAAGUUCUUAGAAAAUCAAAAGAGGAAUAUGAACAGGAAGAAGAAAGGAAGAGGAAAAAACAGGUGCCUACAGAACAUAUAACAAAAUUAUCAGAGGCUAAAACAGAAGAGCCCACAGUGCAUUCCAGCGAAGCUGCAAUAAUAAAUAAUUCCCAAGGGGAUGGUGAACAUUUUGCAGCCCUACCCUCAGAAGUUAAAGUGCAUUUUGCUAAUCAGUCAGUAGAACCUUUGGGAAGAAAGGUGGAAAUGUCUGAAACUUCCUCCCUCCCACAAAAAGGCCUAAAGAUUUCUGGCUUAGAGCAUUCGAGCAUUGAAGGACCAAUAGCAAAUUUAUCAGCACUUGGAACAGAAGAACUUCGGCAACGAGAACACUAUCUCAAGCAGAAGAGAGAUAAGUUGAUGUCCAUGAGAAAGGAUAUGAGGACUAAGCAGAUACAAAAUACGGAGCAGAAAGGAAAACCCACUGGGGAGGUAGAGGAAAUGACAGAGAAGCCAGAAAUGACAGCAGAGGAGAAGCAAACAUUACUAAAGAGGAAAUUGCUUGCAGAGAAACUGAAAGAAGAAGUUAUUAAUAAGUAAUCAUUAAAAACAGUUUAACAAAAUGGAAGUUCAAAUUGUCUUAAAAAUAAAUUUAGUCCUUCCACCGAGA
Messenger RNA from Sapajus apella (tufted capuchin), 1322 nucleotides. RefSeq names its product cilia and flagella associated protein 36 (gene CFAP36). Gene Ontology annotation, cellular component: axoneme; ciliary base. The transcript has 10 exons. NCBI's taxonomy places the organism in Eukaryota, Metazoa, Chordata, Mammalia, Primates, Cebidae. The record is from RefSeq and is a predicted model, not a curated record. Bases 200 to 1252 code for a protein of 350 amino acids.